CAUCUUGAACCAUUCAACCUUCAGAGGAUCUCUUAUAUAGGUAACAGCUGGAGCAGCCCUGUGAAAUAGCCACGAUGCCUAAACAUGAAAAGCCAACCGUCAUUGAAGGAAAUGAUGGUAGUGAUAUUGACAAUGAAGAAGGCAGUGCAGCUGAGAAUGAAGAAAAUGUCAAAGGAACAGGGGGGAAGAGAGCAACACCGAGAACCAGAAGGGGACAUGCAAGAGGGAGAGCCAGGCGGGGUGGUGAGGAGGAUGAGGAUGACGAAGAUGGGACAAGGAGAGCUGGGCAUCGCAGGCACAGAAACCGUAGAGGACGGGGACGAGCAGCUGGAAAGGAGGGCAGUGAUUCUGAUGGGGACCCUGCAAAAGCCAGGAAGAAUGAGGCAAAUCACAAAUCCAAGGAAGGUGAUGAAGAAGAAGAUGAGAAAGGAGGUAAAAGUGGUAAAGGCAAAAAUGAGAAGAAACAGGACAAAAAGCCUGAUAAGAAAGGAAAAAAAGAGAAGGCCAACAAGAAGAAAAAAGACAAAAAGAAAUCAGGAUCUGGCUCUGAUUCUGACUCUGAGGAGGAGCCAAUUACAGAGGAGGAAUUAGCCAAGCUGAAAGAAGAAGUAGAAGAAAAAAAGAAACUAAUCGCCACGCUACGAAACAAGCCAUGGAAGAUGAAAAAGAAGUUGUCUGUCCUGAAGGAAGCCCAGCUUUUUGUUGAAAAGUUUGAAGGUGCUCUUGGAAAAGGAAAAGGAAAAAAAUUCUAUGCAUACAAAGUGAUGAUGACCAAGAAAUGGAUGAAAUUUCAAAGAGAUUUUGAGAAUUUUAAGACAGCCUGCAUACCCUGGGAAAUGAAAAUUAAGGAGAUUGAAAGUCACUUUGGCUCAUCAGUAGCAUCUUAUUUCAUAUUCUUGCGCUGGAUGUAUGGGAUAAACAUGAUUCUCUUUGGACUGACUUUUGGACUUGUAAUGGUGCCCGAGGCUUUGAUGGGAAAGCCAUAUGGCUCUUUACCUAGAAAAACUGUCCCAAGAGCUGAAGAAGCAAGUGCUAUGAACUUCGCUACUCUCUGGGAUUUUAGUGGCUUUGCACAGUAUUCUGUACUCUUUUAUGGUUAUUACAAUAACCAGAGGACAAUUGGAUGGCUCAAGUUCAGGAUGCCUCUUUCAUAUUUCCUUGUCGGAGUUGGGACUAUUGGCUACAGCUUUAUGAUUGUCAUUCGAACAAUGGCAAGGAAUGCAAAUGAAGAAGGUGGUGGGGAUGAUACUAGUUUUAAUUUCAGCUGGAAAAUGUUCACAAGCUGGGACUACCUGAUUGGCAAUCCUGAGACAGCAGAUAAUAAGUUUGCCUCCAUCACAACAAGCUUUAAGGAAGCUAUCGUGGAGGAGCAGGAGAGCCGAAAAGAGGAAAAUAUUCACUUGACUCGAUUCCUGAGGGUUCUUGCUAACUUCUUAGCCCUAUGCACACUUGCUGGAAGUGGCUACCUUAUCUUUUUUGUUGUCAGAAGAUCCCAGAAAUUUGCCCUGGAAGGUCUGGAGAACUACGGGUGGUGGGAAAGAAAUGAAGUGAACAUGGUUAUGUCACUUUUAGGAAUGUUCUGUCCAACUUUAUUUGAUGUAAUCAGUUCUCUGGAAAACUACCACCCUCGAAUAGCUCUAAGAUGGCAGCUGGGACGAAUCUUUGCUCUUUUUCUUGGCAAUCUCUACACUUUCAUUAUUGCCCUAAUGGAUGAAAUCAAUCUCAAGUUGGAAGAAGAAAAGAUAGUCAAGUAUAACAUGUCAAUAUGGGAAGCCAAUCUGUACAAUGGUACUAUUCCAGAAAAUUCGACUGCUCCUCCAAUACAGGUAGACCCUGCAGAUGUCCCCAGAGGGCCAUGCUGGGAAACAAUGGUAGGACAGGAAUUUGUGCGGCUGACAGUCUCUGACACGAUGACAACAUACAUCACAAUUCUAAUUGGCGAUUUCUUGAGAGCUGUCUUUGUUAGGUUUUUCAAUUACUGCUGGUGCUGGGACUUGGAGUAUGGAUUUCCAUCAUAUUCUGAGUUUGAUAUAAGUGGAAAUGUGCUGGGACUGAUCUUUAACCAAGGCAUGAUCUGGAUGGGAUCUUUUUAUGCUCCAUGUCUCCCAGCAAUCAACGUGUUCCGCCUCCACACUUCGAUGUACUUGCAGUGCUGGGCAGUGAUGUGCUGCAACGUCCCCCAAGAGAGGGUCUUCAAAGCUUCCAGAUCCAAUAACUUCUACAUGGCCAUGCUGCUUUUCAUCCUCUUUCUCUCUACACUGCCUGCUGUUUACACCAUUGUUUCCAUCCCACCAUCUUUUGACUGUGGUCCUUUCAGUGGGAAGACUAGAAUGUUUGAAGUCAUAUCAGAAACUCUGGAGCAUGACUUCCCUUCCUGGUUCGGGAAGGUAUUUGGUUAUGCCUCUAACCCUGGACUCAUCCUACCUUUUAUAUUGCUGAUGGUCUUGAGUAUUUAUUAUCUCAACGCUACAUCCAAAUCCUACAAGGAAGCUAACUUGGAACUUAAAAAGAAGCUACAAAGUCAAGCAGAAGAAAAUAAAAGAAGAAAUAAACAAAAGGCACAAAAGUCAAAUGAACAGGAGGAAAAUCCAUUUGAGACAGAACCACCGCAACCAAAGCAAAAAGGAGGCGAGCAAGAUGAACCCACUCCAAACCAAGACAACAAGAAAGGACAGGGUGGCAAUGAGGCGAAGAAGACAGGCCAGCCACAAGAAGCCAGCUCCUCUCAGGCACUCCAGCAUCCAGGCCCUGCCCCGAACAGCCACUAUCCCCCCCAGAGCAGAGGAGGAACUCUUCCUCCCCCAUCCAUAGCUGUGACAAGGCCACCGGGGCCCAGGGGGUAUGGAAUGAUGGGCUAUCCACCCGGAAACCCACGUUUCCCAGGGGCACAACCAGGAUUGCCCAGGGGCUCUGCCAACUACAGAUAAGGAGCCUCAAGUACAUUCUGAUAUGAUGAAGGAUGCUGAGGGACAGAAGAGUCAUCCUAAACCCAAACACACUCCUGCAAGUGCAGAACCCUGCUGUGUUUAUUGUAAAUCUUCAUGUGCAUAGAAGUUACCCAUGAGCUUCAGUUUUUGCAGGAUGGGAGGCUUCAGAAGAAAACAUUGCAUAUAUCUUCUUGCAUUUGAAGGCAUUGCAAAAAUGUGUUAUCUGUGUCAAUAGGUUACUAAACUUAGGGAUAUUUAUUGAAGAUAUUUAUUAGAAGAAUGAAAAACAUUUUGUAUUCAGUUGAUUAUUUUCUUAAAAGCCUGAAAGUGUGUCCCUAACAUCUUUUCCUUUUUCUUAGAAGCACAGUUCACUGAAAACAUAGCUUCCUACAAAGUGUGUGAGAGCCAGUUAUAUUUAAACAUUGCAUACAGCUUGUCUUCUGCAGGUCAGAUAUGCUUACACAAAGAUUUCAGAUUUUACAUGGGAAAACUAUGAUCUUUCCAAAAGCUGGAUGAUCACCUCUGAAGUCUUUGAGAAAGUGUUAAAAAGGUAAAAGAAAACCAAUAUUCUGUCUGUUGCUAUGAAGAAAAUUUAACUCCUAUUACAGUACCAUUUUCAGCUAAUAAUAGUUUUAUCACAUUCUGAAAGACUAAAAAUAAAUUUAAAAAAUCAAAGUGGUGAAGAAAUCUCUCCUGUGCAGAAAAACGUAUUUGAGGAUUAGAGGUAAGACAGUUAUGCAAUAAUCUCCCCCAAGUACUCUGCAGGAUUGUGUUAUAGCACAGAGACUCUUAUUAUUGCAUAAGAUUAUGUGCUGUAUAAUCUACUCUGGGAAUUUAUCGUUGUAUACUUGCAUUGACCUCUAUGGAGUCCAUGUUGCAAAAGGUCCUUAGUCUGAUAGGUCUUGUGGAAACACAGGAUAGCUGCGAGCCCAUGCACAAGCUGAUGUUACUUUUUCCAAUUAGAUAGGUUUAUUUUUAUGUUCUGAUUUUAUUUCCUUGUCCAGAAUUUGGGCCUUGAUAGUUAUUUUUAAGACUCACAAGAUUAAUAACAACAAAAUUAGUCAACUGACUCUUUUCUAAAAAAUAAAUGUAAUUCCAUUGGGAGCCUUCUGUAAAAUAGAGGUCCGUUUUGUACAGUGAAAAAACUUUAACCAUAUCUCAGUAUAAAACCAGUCUGUGACAUCACAAAACAACCUCCAUGUAACUAAAUUGUGGAACUUACUGAAAAAGGCUUACAAAAAAUCCCCAGUAUAUACUAUGUAUCCCCAUAAAACACAAUGACUCAGAUGCAAUUUCCAGCUCCAGCAGUCUUUAACAAUUGCCAGAACCUGGAUGGGUAAAGCAAGGGAAAGCCCACUUUAUACUUGACUUUGUACUGCUUCCACAAGCAUCUGCUAUCAGCUGGAGAGAAGAUAUUAGAUCAAUCAGACCUUCAGUGGGCACCAGCAUGGCUGUUCUGCAUGUAAACACUAAGCACUGAUAACCAAGUCAAGAGAUAAGUGUAUUGCAACAACUACAAGGGAGGGCCUUUUCCAGCCGACAGACUGGAAAUUUCUUAUUACUGGGGGAGAGGACAAAUGAGUUAAGACUGGAUCCCAAGACAUGUCUGUAUCCGGGGUGCAGCGAGUCUUGCAUUUUAUGUUAGAGAAAGUACAGCUAAGUGCAGUGUAAGUUGUUUCAUCUUUCUCAGAUAAGAUUUCUAAUCUAUGGACUUCAGACGUGGAAAAAGUACAGUAAUUCAAACUGUCCAUUAAUCUGAAAUCUUCUUCUAACAUGAUUAUUUUAUAAACUGCAUAUGUUUUUAGCCCAGAAACAUAAGAUUGUCAGUAGUCUUACUGAAGUUAAGCAUGGGCCCCAGUGCUCUAGCGUGUCCAUGUUUUUAAGGUAAACUUUUUCUAGAAGCUGUGAUUGAUCUGUCAUGAGACACUGAUUUGCACAGAGGUUUUAGCUCACUGUUUGUUAAUAUUUCAUAAUAACAAAAAAUGUAUAUUCCUUAGGAAAAGGAAUAUUGUUUAUAGAAGUGAAGAAACUGAUUUUAAAGAUGCUUUGUGGCUUGGUGAUCCAUCUGAGUUUUUCAAGGGGUGUUGGAAUAAAUUAGAGUUGUAAACUGGUUUUGAUGCAGUCUGGUUCCCUGAAAUGUAGAGGGAAGUUUAUGCUAUGUACACGGAUCUUAAUAAGGAUUCCUUGUUCUGUUAGGAGUGAAAAUUUUCUGUGCGUAUUAAAGGCUUUGUCAUUAUUAGCAAGAUUAGUAUUUCAUUCUGUGGGAUUGCUUUACAUCAUGCAUGGGAGAAUGACACAGUAAGGAAUCCACCAGGUGAAAUUAUUCUG
This is a messenger RNA of Aquila chrysaetos chrysaetos, 5255 nucleotides long. It is a transcript of the gene TMC1, whose product is annotated as transmembrane channel like 1. Gene Ontology annotation, molecular function: mechanosensitive monoatomic ion channel activity. Gene Ontology annotation, biological process: vestibular reflex; detection of mechanical stimulus involved in sensory perception of sound. Gene Ontology annotation, cellular component: plasma membrane. Lineage: Eukaryota; Metazoa; Chordata; Aves; Accipitriformes; Accipitridae. The record is from RefSeq and is a predicted model, not a curated record. Bases 75 to 2927 code for a protein of 950 amino acids. The transcript has 20 exons.